Molecule: messenger RNA, 1292 nt
Organism: Momordica charantia (bitter melon)
Lineage: Eukaryota; Viridiplantae; Streptophyta; Magnoliopsida; Cucurbitales; Cucurbitaceae
Product: Haloacid dehalogenase-like hydrolase (HAD) superfamily protein
Cellular component (GO): cytoplasm; chloroplast
Molecular function (GO): phosphatase activity
Source: RefSeq, a predicted model, not a curated record
AAAUGAAAAACUUUAAGAAAUUUCAGAGACCAUUAAUUUAAACCAACAAUGGAAUAUUCAGAUCAUCAAACUUCACCUCGUCGGAUUGAACGGAGUAGAGAAAUGGCGCCUGGAUGUUCUGUGAUGUCCUCCGAGUCCCACCUGUUUCAGAGCUUGAACGGACUUCAACAGCUAGCCGAGAUGCGUCGAUACAAGGCUUGGUUUUUGGAUCAAUUCGGAGUUCUGCACGACGGGAAACAGCCUUAUCCCGGAGCUGUUGUAGCGUUGAAGAAGUUGGCAGAAUGUGGCACUAAGAUGGUCAUUAUAAGUAAUUCUUCAAGACGCUCAUCGACGACGAUGGAAAAAUUGAAGAGCCUUGGAUUUGACCCCAAUCUAUUUGUUGGAGCCAUUACAAGUGGAGAACUCACUCAUCAGUACCUUCAAAGGAGGGAUGAUGCGUGGUUUGCUGCUCUUGGUAGAACUUGCAUUCACAUGACUUGGAGUUCCCGUGGAGCUAUAUCACUUGAGGGUCUGGGCUUAAGAGUUGUGGAUAAGGUUGAAGAAGCCGAGUUCUUAUUGGCCCAUGGUACUGAAGCUUUGGGGCAGCCUUCUGGUGAUUCACUUCCAAUGACACUUGAGGAACUUGAGAAAAUAUUGGAGCAGUGUGUGGCCAAAAAGAUUCCGAUGGUGGUAGCUAACCCAGACUAUGUGACUGUUGAGGCUAGAAAUUUGCGUGUAAUGCCUGGUACUCUUGCAUCUAAAUAUGAAAAGCUUGGUGGUGAAGUGAAAUGGAUGGGCAAACCUGAUAAGAUCAUCUACCAAUCAGCAAUGUCCAUGGCUGGUGUCGAUGCAUCUGAUUCACUUGCUGUUGGCGAUUCUCUCCACCACGACAUCAAGGGUGCAAAUGCAGCGGGAAUCCAAUCGGUUUUCGUAACCGGUGGCAUCCACACAACUGAACUCGGACUUGGUGAUUAUGGAGAAAUGGCUGAUUUAUCUUCUAUCAUAGCUCUAGCUUCAAAAUAUAAUGCUUGCCCCUCUUAUAUACUGCCUUCAUUUACAUGGUAGAGUAUUUUUUGUUUAGUUGGGUAGACGGGGAUUCGGUCCUUAACUUUUGGUCGAGGUUAUAAUUUCCUAACCAGUAACCUAUGUUUAUUAUUACUUUUUAUUUUUGUUCUAUCAGAAUGGUUGCCCUAUUAGCACAUGAGUGUUCUUUGGGCAAAGACUAUGGAGGUAAAGUUUGGGACAAACAUGGUUUUGAUUUUUGUUUAUUCAUGAUUUUAAGAUUGGUUAUUUAUUUUAAAUAAGCUGAAUAA